Messenger RNA from Aspergillus versicolor CBS 583.65, 1737 nucleotides. RefSeq lists its product as uncharacterized. The coding region runs from base 1 to 1737 and encodes 578 amino acids. The record is from RefSeq and is a predicted model, not a curated record. The transcript has 2 exons. Lineage: Eukaryota; Fungi; Ascomycota; Eurotiomycetes; Eurotiales; Aspergillaceae.
AUGGAUUCAACAGCAUUGUUGUGCAACAUCUGCCCUAAACGUCCCAGGUUCAGCGACGUAUCACAUUUGCUAACGCAUGUCGCAUCUAAGGCCCAUCUCUCACAUUACUUUAAGCUUCAAGUACGCAGUCACCAGGAGCAGCAAGCCGAGACUUUACUCAAUGACUACAACCAGUGGUACGAAGCCAACAAUCUGGCAAAGCUCCUGUCGGAUCGUAUGUCAUCCAAAGACUCACGCAGGAGGAAAUCGCAAGGGAAGUAUACCGUGCCGGACAGCGUCGGACAUACGGAAAGGGACGAUGGGUACAAGGCCAAGCCCCUGCAGGCUUACAACUCACACAACACCGUUCAAAACUGCAUUGACCCCCGUCUCUCGGACCCUUUCAUAAACUCAAGCUCCAAUACAGGGUAUACGCGAGCACUUACGGCAUCGCCCCAGGACCAAGAGGUGGAACGAGUAUCUCAUAAAUGGGAGAGAGACGAUGAAGAUGACUCUGGAGACGAGAAGUCUCCCUUUACUCUCGCUGCGCCAUGCUGGCCCAACGAUUUCAGGCCAAAGGAAGACCGAGGGAUCCAGCCCUUGAGCACACCCUUCAUCUACGAUCCUUUCGUUGACGACAACGAUAAUUUCGAGUACUCCAACGGCAAUGAAAUGGAUAAAGAGAGGGCGGACGAAAUCGCAAGACUCAAAGGGGUCCUGUGGCCGGGAAUGGAUAUUUUCGACUCUGCCACCGAGCAGAUGAAACGGAAACGCAACCAGAAAAAGGACGAGAGCAUCCUGAAGAUGAUGGAGAAAACAUCAAUGGGCGUGGAGCCCACGGAGUUGGUCUUCUCCCCGACUGGUAUCCUGCGAAAGCAACGUGUGAUAUCGGGUAAUGUUGAAGACAGCAGUCCUCUGAAAGGGGAGACACCGAUUCCGAAGAAGCGAGCCACUCGCCCCAAGCGAGUACUUUCUCAGGUGGACCCGAACGCUCAACGCGGGCUGGAACGGAAAAAGCUUCGGAAGACUAUCAAGCAAGACUGCGAUGGCUCCGUGGGAGGCGUGUACCAGCAUGAUCUAUACACUCCCCAGAGAGCCCUGGUCCAAGUAGCUGGUCGCCUUGGUGGCCAGAUGCCUGCCGGGAACGAUACGGACGAAUUUGCCUUGGCCCUUGGCGACCAUGACUUUCAACAGCAUAGCAAAUUCGCCAUAUUCCGUGACAUGUCUGUUUCACAAGAUUCUAAGGUGGAAAACCAGGGCAGAUUUCUUCACGGCGUGACAGCGCCUUCGCAACCAUUCCUGCUACGAGGAGACAUUGCAACUCAUAACGAUUCUCACUCACCACACCUUGCAGCCCAUUCCCCGAGUCUCCUUGAGAAAGGAUCCCACACAAUUAUGGACAAAGAGAACAUUGAGCCGAUGUUGAACGUCUACGGCCGAGUCGAUCCCCUAGUUGGUUGGCAAUCACCUGCGAUGAAGCGGUCUGAUAGAGUGUUGUCACCACAGUACCUCUUUGGAGACGUACAAUACUCCGGAUAUAGCCCAUUUGAGUGUCAUGAGAGUCCGAUGGGCUAUUGUUUCAACCCAUUAUCUAGCUCGCUCACGAGGAUGGCCACGGAGGAAAAUCCAAUAUAUGCGGCCGAACCUGAGAACAUGUUGAAGGGCCCCUCUGCUGCACGAGUCAGCUCUCCCGAUGCUACGAUUUCUGAUGUCGAAGAUGAGGAUUUCAACCGGUUAUAUCUGGACGGGGGUUCCUAA